GGGCGCGGUGCAUUCGGGGAGUGCAGCGGCCGGCGGUCUCCUUAGGAACGCGGCCCGGGACGGAAGCAGGGAGCGGAUCGCCGCGCAGCGCAGGCUGUGUGUGAAAAAUGAUGCAAAAUGUACAUCUGGCUCCUGAGGCUGAUGAAGAUGAUCUUUAUUCUGGCUACAAUGAUUAUAAUCCCACGUUUGACACAGAGGAUUUAGAAAAUGAUGUGGCUUUUCAACAGGCAGCAAGAACAAGUCAUGGUAGAAGACCUCCUAUGACAGCCAAAAUUCCUGGUACAUCAGCUUCAAGACCUUUAGCUACUGGAUUUGGGUCAAAGGCAAGUUUAAAUUCAUCUAUGGGAAGACCAACAACAGGAGCUAUGCAGGAUGGAGUUGCUCGACCAAUGACAGCAGUGCAUGCUGCAGGUUACACUAAGGCAUCUGUGAGAGGUUCUUCAUUUGAUCCUCUUGGCCAAGCAAGAGGUCCUGCUCCACCUCUGGAAAUGAAAAAUGCAGACAGUUCAGAAGAGAAGAUUAGGCAGUUGGAAAAAAAAGUGAAUGAACUGGUUGAAGAAAGCUGCAUUGCCAACAGUUGUGGAGACUUGAAAUUGGCUCUGGAGAAAGCAAAAGAGGCUGGAAGAAAGGAAAGACUAUUGGUGAGACAACGUGAACAAAUUGCAACUCCAGAAAACAUCAACUUAGACCUCACUUACUCUGUUCUUUUCAAUCUGGCCAGUCAGUAUGCUGCUAAUGAAAUGUAUGCUGAAGCAUUGAAUACUUACCAAGUUAUAGUGAAGAAUAAGAUGUUUAGCAAUGGAGGCAGACUGAAGGUGAAUAUGGGAAAUAUAUAUUUAAAACAACGGAACUAUUCCAAAGCUAUCAAAUUCUACCGUAUGGCUCUAGACCAGAUUCCUAGUGUCCACAAAGAGAUGAGGAUUAAAAUAAUGCAAAAUAUCGGCGUGGCAUUUAUUAAAACUGGCCAAUAUAUUGAUGCAUGUUCUUCAUUUGAACACAUAAUGAGCAUGUCCCCAAACCUGAAGGCAGGCUUCAACUUGAUCCUAUGUUAUUUUGCUGUUGGAAACAGUGAGCAAAUGAAAAAAGCCUUCCAAAAUCUGAUUGCAGUUCCCUUGGAAGUGGAUUAUGACGAUAAGUACAUUUCCCCAAACGAUGAUCCACAUACAAAUCUACUAAUCGAAGCCAUUAAAAAUGACAGCUUAAGACAAAUAGAACGUGAGAGGAAAUCCAUGGCAGAGGAAUACAUCAUGACAGCUGCCAAACUUAUUGCGCCUGUGAUUGAGACAUCUUUUGCAGUGGGCUAUGACUGGUGUGUUGAAGCAGUAAAAGCUUCCCAUUAUGUAGAGUUAGCCAAUGACCUGGAAAUAAAUAAAGCCAUUACUUAUCUGAGGCAGCAGGAUUUUAACCAGGCACUGGAGACCUUAAAGAUGUUUGAAAAGAGGGAUAGCAGAGUAAAGAGUGCAGCUGCAACAAACCUUUCCUUCCUCUAUUAUUUGGAGAAUGAAUUGGCACAAGCAACCAACUAUGCAGACUUAGCUGUAAAUUCUGAUAGGUACAAUCCAGCAGCUCUAACUAACAAAGGAAAUACUGUUUUUGCAAAUGGAGACUAUGAAAAAGCAGCUGAGUUUUAUAAGGAAGCUCUAAGGAACGAUUCCUCAUGCACUGAAGCACUUUAUAAUCUUGGUUUAACAUACAAGAAGUUAAACAGAAUAGAUGAAGCUUUGGAUUGUUUUCAGAAACUCCAUGCAAUCCUUCGAGAUAGUGCCCAAGUUAUUCACCAGAUAGCACAAAUAUAUGAGAUCUUGGAAGAUCCCAAUCAAGCAAUAGAGUGGCUCCUGCAGUUGAUCAGUGUAGUACCAACUGACCCACAUAUACUUUCAAAGCUGGGGAAAUUAUAUGAUAAUGAAGGUGACAAAUCCCAGGCUUUUCAUUAUUACUAUGAGUCGUACCGGUAUUUCCCGUCAAACAUUGAGGUCAUUGAAUGGCUUGGAGCCUAUUACAUUGACACCCAGUUUUGUGAAAAAGCCAUUGAGUACUUUGAAAGAGCAGCACUUAUCCUACCGACUCAAGUGAAGUGGCAGUUGAUGGUUGCCAGUUGCUACAGGAGAAGUGGUAACUACCAGAAAGCUCUAGAGAAGUACAAAGUCAUUCACAGAAAAUUCCCAGAGAAUGUUGAAUGUCUCCGGUUUUUAGUUCGCCUCUGCACAGAUAUGGGGCUGAAAGAAGUCCAGGAAUAUAUGACAAAGCUCAAGAAAGUGGAAAAAUUAAAAGAAAUAAGAGAGCAGCGCAUUAAAUCUGGCAGAGAUGGCAGUGCACGCAGCCACAGAGAAGGAAGUGCUGGUGGUGGUACAAAGAAGGUCCUGUACUGAGCCUGGAGUUAAUUUUCUGCUGGGAUUCCUGAUUAAAAGUUGAGGAACCUGUGGCCUUGUGUGGAUAUCAGCUGCUAUAAUCACAGAGCUUGUGGUCUUGUGGAUAAGCAGCUAUCUUCCUGGGACAGUGGCGUCAAAAUACCUUGGGACAAACAUUGUUGAGGCAAACAUGAAGAAAACAAACUUAACUCCUUACACCUACUCCUGCUUUUUUUCUGUCCUCAAAAUGUUUUCAUCUGCAUCAUCUUUGAAGCUCAGCACACACCUCCUUCUUUUGCAGGCCUGUGCAAAGCUCACUGAAAUCCAGAGGAGGCCUUUUUGUAAUUUCACAGCCCAUUUAUUGAGACUCCCAGCCAAACCCAUUGAUUUCUUUCAGUUUCUUCACAUUCUUCUUUAGGCAUUCACUUCUUCCAAUGAAACCUGUCUGAAAAUUGAUCCAAGGGGAGGAUCAAUGUACAUUAAAAUAGAUUUUCCUUGCUUUGAA
Molecule: messenger RNA, 2853 nt
Organism: Pogoniulus pusillus (Red-fronted tinkerbird)
Lineage: Eukaryota; Metazoa; Chordata; Aves; Piciformes; Lybiidae
Gene: IFT88
Product: intraflagellar transport 88
Exons: 26
Coding region: 108-2369 (753 amino acids)
Biological process (GO): inner ear receptor cell stereocilium organization; non-motile cilium assembly; kidney development
Cellular component (GO): centriole; non-motile cilium; ciliary basal body
Molecular function (GO): kinesin binding
Source: RefSeq, a predicted model, not a curated record